AUGGCCCCGCAAAAGAGGCAGGCAGAAGAACCUCUAGUCUCUUGCUCUAAGCAGGCAAAGACAGCAGCAGAAGUGCAAAAAGAAAAAGACCCUGAGCCACAGGGGGAUAUCCUCAUGGAUGAUGGGCUAGAGGUUGAUAAUGAAGUCAGUUGCAGUGACUAUCCUUCUUCUGCUCUUUGUAAAGAGAUUGCGCAGCCACAGCAAGCUGGCCAGGAAGCAAAAGACGCCCAGAUCAGAAAGGACCUGGAUACCAUGAAGUUGAUAUUCCACGAGGCAGCUCAAUAUGCCAGCUCGGUCGCCAGAACCGAAUCCAAUGAGGGCUCGCAGUUCAAGGACACUCGGGUAUGUUCAAUGUUAGCUGCGUGUCCGAACCAGCUUCUCUCCAAGAUCUAUGCUUUAAAGAGCGUCUUCUCUCACUCCCUAUCUGAUAUUACCACUGUUGAAGGCCGGCGUUGGAUGGUUUUGUGGCUGUUCAAUUUUGAUAGAGGGGGCUUUCUAAUAAACCCGAAGCCGCUCAGCUUUUUCUCCGACAGAUAUCCUCCGAAUAAAAAGCAAAGAAGAGAUGGAAUAUCUAGAGACGAAAAGAAGGCCCUCGAGAUAGAUUGGCUUCAAGAGACCGAAUGCGCCCAAUGGAUCCUCCAGUUCUGCUGCCACGCUGGAAGUGACCGCUCGUCCUGGAUCUCAACAGAGCACAAGCUACGACUCCUCCCCGCCGCCGCAAUAGCAGCAGCAGCAGCAGCAGCAGUAGCCUGCCAUAUCAACCAUGAGCCGUCCUGGUACGAGCGCGAGCCAAAGGUCGACCAAUCUCGAGGUACCACCCGCGUCUGCGACUUCGCAUUCCACGUUCCGAAACGUCUCUGCCUGCAAUCGCUGUCGAAUCCGCCCCCGGAGGCGCACGAAGGUGAAGGAGACGAGCUACGCCUGGCCAGCCUGGCGCGCGCGUCAGCCGGAACAGGAGCAGCAGUAGAAGGGGGAGCAGGAGACGAAGGACGGGAUGCAGCGCAUGCAAAGGAGGCCGGGACGAAGGAAAGGCCGCCGUUGAAUAACAACAAUAAUAUUGCACCGGGAAGUAGUGACGCAAGGGUGAAGCGUGAGCCGGCCAGUCCUCUGUCCGUGCCAGCAAAGACUGCGGCCAGGAGCAACAGCAGCCUGUAUGGCGGUAGGAAAUCGCUGGCCGACGAUGCGAGCAGGCGGAUUGAUAAACUGGUCUCCAGCGUUGGGAUGGUACCUGUCCAGGGCACCUCUGACCCGAGAUACCUAGGCUCUACGUCCGGCAUAUCCUUUGCUCGAGUGGUGUUUUCCGCCGUCAGAAGCUCGGUUUCAUCCAGCGUCUCCGAACGAGGAUCAAUCCGGCCGGGCUCCCGUCGACAGUCGGCUGCUGCCAGUGCGAGCAAGAAUGGCAGUGAUGGCGGCGCCGCCAGCGGAGGCAUGCAUUCCAUGAGGGACUCAUAUUUCGGCCUGCAGACAAAACCGAUCAUGAAGCAGGCGCCUUUCCCAGACCGUGAAGUCGCUCAGAGGCUCGUCAGUCUAUACUUCGAAUAUUCAAAUGCCCAGAUCCCUAUCUUGCACCGGGUCGAGUUCAUGGAGGUCUUCAAUCGGGUGUAUGCUACAGAGGAAAAGCAGCGUUCAGCUCGGGACCUCUAUUUCCUGAAUAUCGUCUGUGCUAUUGGAGCUGGCGUCAUUUUUGAUGCCAAAGGCGACGGCGAGCCUACGUCUCAGGAGAUGAAGAACGACGAUAGCAGGCAAAGCCCGACUCAUUCACCAGCACAUAAACGAAGGCGGCUGUCAAAGCAACAGCACCAACCGGAGGAAUAUCACGCCUCUGCCGUCGUUCAUCUGGAGUCGUGUCUAGGGUCUUCUUCAUCUACGGAUGGCUUUGGGGGCGGGUUAGAGGAGCUACAAGCUGUCCUGCUGCUAGCCAGCUUUGCUUUGCUUCGACCAGUUGCCCCUGGACUCUGGUACAUUGCCGGCGUUGCUGUUCGGCUUGCAAUUGACCUUGGCCUGCAUCACGAAGACGGGACAGGUGUUGAUUCCAUCGAUGAGGUUGAAGUUGCGCGCCGUAUGUCUCGCAUGGACAGCAUUGAUGAGCACUCAUCCGAACAGGUCAGAGCCAGAUUGAAAGUUGAUCCUCGCGAGAGAGGGAGAAGGGAGUUCAUUCGUGAUUUCAGACGAAGGCUCUGGUGGUGUGUCUACUCCUUUGACCGGCUGGUCAGCACCUGCGUUGGCCGUCCAUUUGGUAUCACCGACCAAGUCAUCACCACUGAAUUCCCGUCCCUCCUUGAUGAUGAAUAUAUUACCAAGGCUGGAUUCGUUGCAGCACCGUCUGGGGCUCCUUCAUACAAGCUAGUUGCACAUCAUUACUUCAAGUUACGCCUCCUCCAAUCUGAAAUACAGGAAGUUCUUCAACAUCAGCAGGCCAUGCUAGCGAGGAAGAACGGUAGAAACCGUAACAACUCGUUUAUGCACACGAAACUUCCUUCUCCGUUUUUGCAGAAGUUUGAUAGCUUCCGCUCCUGGCGGAUAGACAUUCACAGGCGUCUUGAUGAGUGGAUACAGUCCGCGCCCAAGCCUCAUGAGAUAGGGGUGCAGUUCUCGCUCCAGUUCUUGGAGCUGAACUAUUGGCAGACUCUGAUAAGCCUAUAUAGACAGAGCUUGACUGUGCCGAAGCCACUGGCCGCAGAGAGAACGCCGACAGAGGAUGUAUCAAGCCCCUCUCUGGCAAGUGUUGAGGAGCCAGAAGAUGAGGAUGAUGUCUAUUCAAUGGUUGCCGAAGCCGGCCAGAAAGUGCUGAGAAUUUACAGACAAUUACACCGUGUGCGUCUGGUCAAUUUCACUUACCUCGCAACUCACCAUUUGUUCAUGGCCGGAAUAUCGUUUCUGUAUGCUAUCUGGCAUUCGCCUGCUACCCUUGAUGACGUCGACUUCACUGUCCUCGCUGCAACAUCUGUACUCAAGGACUUGAUUGAGAAAUGUCCGCCUGCUGAAGCAUGUCGAGACGCUUUUGAGCGGAUGAGCAAAGCCACUGUUCAAAUGGGACUAUCAACUACUGGUUUUGGCCAGCAAGUAGGCGUUGGUGAUAGGCUGGGCACUCACAAUUCCGGCGCUCAAUCCAGACCACAGCAUCAGAAUCAGAAUCAGAAUCAGAAUCAGAAUCAGAAUCAGAAUCAAAUAUCUGAUAGUCAAUACUUCCACAACACGCCUUUCUACAAGCCUUAUCCUCAACAACCGUACUACCAUAGCUCCAGGCCCUCUCGAAGCCUAGAUUCAAUACCAGAACAGCCCGUGGACUCUCGUCCGGUUGAACCAUGCACAGAUAACCGCUUUAGCAUCACGAGUUUUCUGUCCAACCCCGUUGGUUCGUCUAAGAUUGGAAAGGCGCAGUCUUCCUCGCCCCCACAAUACCAUGAGCACCGCGAUAUACCCAGCCGAGCCGCUUCCACUACUCCAGAGAAAAGGUCACCAAAGUCCGCCUCGCGCCAACUAGAAAACCCCUUUUCACCUAGCCAGUUCAACAGCCAGCUGCAAGCCGCAUCUCAACGCCAACAGCAGCAGCAAUCACCACACCACCAGUCUACCCAUCAUUACACAUAUACUGACCCGUUUGCAAGCCGGACCCCGCAGCCCAACCCUCACCAACAACAGUUCCAUUCCCCACAGGCCACCAGCCAAGCAGGAGCACCAUUUUACGUCCCUGGACUUGAUGAUCUCCUGAACAGUCCCUCUCGCCCGUAUACCUCGGACAACCAAGCAGUUUACACCAGCGGCGAAGCAGCAGACAUCAACUUGACGAGUCUUCCGUUAUAUUCACCAGAUAGCACCCAUGCUGCCAUGGCAGGAAACAGUGCCCUCGAUCUGGGAUUCGGGGUCGGCACUGCCGUUGACUUCCAGCAUGACUGGAACGAAAAUACUGGUUUCGAUCUGUUUGAUGGUCUCUUCUUUGGCGGAGGAGGGUGA
Trichophyton verrucosum HKI 0517 is the source of this 3954-nucleotide messenger RNA. RefSeq names its product C6 transcription factor (UaY), putative. Gene Ontology annotation, molecular function: DNA-binding transcription factor activity, RNA polymerase II-specific; sequence-specific DNA binding; zinc ion binding. Bases 1 to 3954 code for a protein of 1317 amino acids. The transcript is spliced from 8 exons. NCBI's taxonomy places the organism in Eukaryota, Fungi, Ascomycota, Eurotiomycetes, Onygenales, Arthrodermataceae. The record is from RefSeq and is a predicted model, not a curated record. Gene Ontology annotation, biological process: DNA-templated transcription; positive regulation of transcription by RNA polymerase II.